Prorocentrum cordatum is the source of this 11113-nucleotide messenger RNA. NCBI's taxonomy places the organism in Eukaryota, Dinophyceae, Prorocentrales, Prorocentraceae. The record is from the annotation of a GenBank genome assembly.
CGCGGUCGGGCGGAUCGGAAGCGCAGCACAGUCCUCCGCGCCCACGCCCGCUGGCGACCGCGACCCGUACCGGCGGUACGACGGUCUCGAUGUCCUCCUGGUGGAGGCUUGCGGGCAGGGGCGGAGGGAGCUGCUCCUGAAAGAGCUCGAGGCAGGCUCGUGCACUCUGAUCGGCGAGCCGAACAGGAACGGGACCUGCUGCACAGCGGCGGCCGUCUGCCCCGGGCCCCGGACCUUCCGCCACGGCGCCGCAAGGGUCCUCAGCAGCGACGCGGGGGCGCACCUGCGAAGCGCGGGCCUCCCGCGGGCCUGGCGGGGCGGCGCUCCGAGGGCCGAGUUCUACACGCAGUGGCGCGGCUACGAGGACAUCCUGGCCAGGCUCGAGGAGGUCGUUGCCGCCGCGGGCGGUGUGGCAGUGCUGGAGCAGCUCCAGCCAGCCACCCAUGAGGGCCGCCUCGUCCGCGCGGUGCGCAUCCGCGACGCCGCGUGGGUGCCGGGGGCGCCCAGGAUUGUGAUCAACUCCUUGCUGCACGCCCGCGAGUGGAUGGCUUCGAUGGUUGGCACGUACCUAGCGGAAUACAGCGUUGCCAAGAAGGCGAGUGACCCGAGUUGGCUGGCAGGGAUGGAGUUGGUCAUCGUGCCCAUUUCGAACCCCGACGGCUUCGUCUACUCGCAAUCAUUCGAUUCUCUGUGGCGGAAGAACAGGGCAGAGAACAGCGGCUCUACGUGCCGAGGCGUUGACCUCAACCGCAACUGGGCCAAGGACUGGAACGGCGGCGAGUCAACGAGCACGUGGCCGUGCUCAGACACCUACGUGGGUCCCUCGGCAAGCUCGGAGCCCGAGACGCUGGCGCUGGGCGCCCUGCUGGCAGAGGCUCCUGUGGACCUCCACCUGGAUGUCCACUCGUACGGAGAGAUGAUUUUGGGGCCGUGGUCUUACACAAACAGCGACCAUGCCGACAAGGACGUGGUCGAUGCCAUCGGAAUGACGAUGCACGACGCCAUCAUGAGCGUCAACGGUAAGUCGUACCUCUACGGCACGGGGGACGCGGGCGGAGCGCUCUACCUCGCCUCUGGCGUGAUGCCGGACCUCUCCACGGACUUGGGUGCCUACGGCUACACUAUCGAGUUGCCGCCCGCCAACGCCUGGGGCUCCGCUGGGUUCCAGCCGUCCACCUCCGAGAUCCUUCCGGCGUGCACCGAAAUCUUCGAGGCCCUCAACGCGAUGGUGGCGUGGUUUGAGGCGAGGGGCCCCACGCCGGCCCCUCUGCCCACUGCGGCGCCCCCUCCGACGGCCUCACCGCCGCCGACGCCGGCUCCUCAGCACAUGUGGGCGGCCAUCACGGGCCCGUGCACGCUGGACGGCUCUUGCGUGCAGAGCCCGAACUACCCGCAGGACUACAACAGUGACGAGGCGUGCGCCUUGGAGGUCGACCUGGUGAUGGCGGCGCCGAUCGUGGUGGAGAGCUUCGACACGGAGUCGUAUUUCGACACGCUCACGGUCAAUGGGCUGGCUUAUUCUGGUUCUGUCGGCCCGAGCGGGAUCACCCCGACGGCGGACAUCUUCUGGUCCUCCGACUUCGUCAUUGUCAGCAGUGGCUGGAGGCUGUGCCAGGGUGUGGGUCCCGACGACACCCCUUGGGACACGCGCAGCGAGCGCAUCGUGGGGGGCCAGGACGCCACGCCGUGCGAGUGGAAGUGGCAGGUAUCCCUGCAGACGUUCUCGGGCUUUCCCUUCUGCGGCGGCACGCUCAUCGCCGAGAAAUGGGUCAUGACAGCCGCCCAUUGCAUGGGUAGCACUUUCAAGGUGGUGGCGGGCCUCCACAGCCAAUCCACAACAGAUUCGACCCAGGUGGAUCUGCAGGUGCACCAAGUGCAUUCGCAUCCAUGGUAUAGCUCCUCGACGUCUUCUCACGAUUUCGCCUUGGUGGAGUUGGUGGAGGCAGCACCCUUGAACGACUGUAUCGGCCCAGCCUGCUUGCCAAGCGAGGGCAUCGCUGACGGUGAGGAGUGCGUCAUCACUGGCUGGGGGACCCUCUCCUCUGGAGGGUCCUCCCCCGACCUGCUGCAGGAGGCGCAUGUGAAGAUCGUGAGCAACUCGGACUGCGGCGCUGCGUACGGCAGUGGGAUGAUCACCGACGACAUGUUGUGCGCGCAGGGCGUCAACAGCGCCGGGCAAGUCACCGACGCCUGCCAAGGGGACAGCGGAGGGCCGCUGGUGUGCGCUUCUGGCGGUGCUGCUUACGUGCUUCACGGAGCCACGUCGUGGGGCUACGGGUGUGCCAUGCAGUCGUACCCGGGAGUUUGGUCUCGAGUUAGCUACGUACGUGACUGGAUCGAUGAAGUGAUGGGGACGACGCAGCCCCCGACGCCAGCGCCUCCACCAACUUCGGCUCCCCCGGCGACGCCUGCCCCGCCGCCGACGCCAGCUUCUCAGCACAUGUGGGCGGCAGUCACGGGACCGUGCACGCUCGAUGGCUCUUGCGUGCAGAGCCCCAACUACCCGCAGGACUACAACAACGGUGAGGCGUGCGCCUUGGAGGUCGACCUGGUGAUGGCGGCGCCGAUCGUGGUGGAGAGCUUCGACACGGAGUCGUAUUUCGACACGCUCACGGUCAAUGGGCUGGCUUAUUCUGGUUCUGUCGGCCCGAGCGGGAUCACCCCGACGGCGGACAUCUUCUGGUCCUCCGACUUCGUCAUUGUCAGCAGUGGCUGGAGGCUGUGCCAGGGUGUGGGUCCCGACGACACCCCUUGGGACACGCGCAGCGAGCGCAUCGUGGGGGGCCAGGACGCCACGCCGUGCGAGUGGAAGUGGCAGGUAUCCCUGCAGACGUUGUCGGGCUUUCCCUUCUGCGGCGGCACGCUCAUCGCCGAGAAAUGGGUCAUGACAGCCGCCCAUUGCAUGGGUAGCACUUUCAAGGUGGUGGCGGGCCUCCACAGCCAAUCCACAACAGACUCGACCCAGGUGGAUCUGCAGGAGGCGCAUGUGAAGAUCGUGAGCAACUCGGACUGCGGCGCUGCGUACGGCAGUGGGAUGAUCACCGACGACAUGUUGUGCGCACAGGGCGUCAACAGCGCCGGGCAAGUCACCGACGCCUGCCAAGGGGACAGCGGAGGGCCGCUGGUGUGCGCUUCUGGCGGUGCUGCUUACGUGCUUCACGGAGCCACGUCGUGGGGCUACGGGUGUGCCAUGCAGUCGUACCCGGGAGUUUGGUCUCGAGUUAGCUACGUACGUAAUUGGAUCGACGAAGUGAUGGGGAUGACGCAGUCCCCGACGCCAGCGCCUCCGCCAACUUGGGCUCCCCCUGCGACGCCUGCCCCGCCGCCGACGCCAGCUCCUCAGCACAUGUGGGCGGCAGUCACGGGACCGUGCACUCUGGACGGCACGUGUGUCCAGAGCCCCAACUACCCGCAGGACUACAACAACGAUGAGGUGUGCGUCCUGGAGGUCGACUUGGGGAUGGCAGCUCCGAUCGUGGUGGAGAGUUUCGACACGGAGUCGUAUUUCGACACGCUCACGGUCAAUGGGCUGGCUUAUUCUGGUUCUGUCGGUCCCAGCGGGAUCACCCCGACAGCGGACAUCUUCUGGUCCUCCGACUUCAGUGUCGUCAGCAGCGGCUGGAGGUUGUGUCAGGCGCCCAUGUGUGGAGCAAAGGGUCCCGACGACACCCCCUGGGAUACUCGCAGCGAGCGCAUUGUGGGGGGCCAGGACGCCACGCCGUGCGAGUGGAAGUGGCAGGUCUCUCUGCAGACGUUCUCGGGCUUUCCCUUCUGCGGCGGCACGCUCAUCGCCGAGAAAUGGGUCAUGACAGCCGCCCAUUGCAUGGGUAGCACUUUCAAGGUGGUGGCGGGCCUCCACAGCCAAUCCACAACAGACUCGACACAGGUGGAUCUGCAGGAGGCGCAUGUGAAGAUCGUGAGCAACUCGGACUGCGGCGCUGCGUACGGCAGUGGGAUGAUCACCGACGACAUGUUGUGCGCACAGGGCGUCAACAGCGCCGGGCAAGUCACCGACGCCUGCCAAGGGGACAGCGGAGGGCCGCUGGUGUGCGCUUCUGGCGGUGCUGCUUACGUCCUUCACGGGGCCACGUCGUGGGGCUACGGGUGUGCCAUGCAGUCGUACCCGGGAGUUUGGUCUCGAGUUAGCUACGUACGUGACUGGAUCGACGAAGUGAUGGGGAUGACGCAGUCCCCGACGCCAGUGCCGCCGCCAACUUGGGCUCCCCCUGCGACGCCUGCCCCGCCGCCGACGCCAGCUCCUCAGCACAUGUGGGCGGCAGUCACGGGACCGUGCACUCUGGACGGCACGUGUGCCCAGAGCCCCAACUACCCGCAGGACUACAACAACGAUGAGGUGUGCGUCCUGGAGGUCGACUUGGGGAUGGCAGCUCCGAUCGUGGUGGAGAGUUUCGACACGGAGUCGUAUUUCGACACGCUCACGGUCAAUGGGCUGGCUUAUUCUGGUUCUGUCCGUCCCAGCGGGAUCACCCCGACAGCGGACAUCUUCUGGUCCUCCGACUUCAGUGGUCCCGACGACACCCCCUGGGAUACGCGCAGCGAGCGCAUUGUGGGGGGCCAGGACGCCACGCCGUGCGAGUGGAAGUGGCAGGUCUCUCUGCAGACGUUGUCGGGCUUUCCCUUCUGCGGCGGCACGCUCAUCGCCGAGAAAUGGGUCAUGACAGCCGCCCAUUGCAUGGGUAGCACUUUCAAGGUGGUGGCGGGCCUCCACAGCCAAUCCACAACAGACUCGACACAGGUGGAUCUGCAGGAGGCGCAUGUGAAGAUCGUGAGCAACUCGGACUGCGGCGCUGCGUACGGCAGUGGGAUGAUCACCGACGACAUGUUGUGCGCGCAGGGCGUCAACAGCGCCGGGCAAGUCACCGACGCCUGCCAAGGGGACAGCGGAGGGCCGCUGGUGUGCGCUUCUGGCGGUGCUGCUUACGUCCUUCACGGAGCCACGUCGUGGGGCUACGGGUGUGCCAUGCAGUCGUACCCGGGAGUUUGGUCUCGAGUUAGCUACGUACGUGACUGGAUCGAUGAAGUGAUGGGGACGACGCAGCCCCCGACGCCAGCGCCUCCACCAACUUCGGCUCCCCCUGCGACGCCUGCCCCGCCGCCGACGCCAGCUCCUCAGCACAUGUGGGCGGCAGUCACGGGACCGUGCACGCUCGAUGGCUCUUGCGUGCAGAGCCCCAACUACCCGCAGGACUACAACAACGAUGAGGUGUGCGUCCUGGAGGUCGACUUGGGGAUGGCGGCGCCGAUCAUGGUGGAGAGCUUCGACACGGAGUCGUAUUUCGACACGCUCACGGUCAAUGGGCUGGCUUAUUCUGGUUCUGUCGGCCCGAGCGGGAUCACCCCGACGGCGGACAUCUUCUGGUCCUCCGACUUCGUCAUUGUCAGCAGUGGCUGGAGGCUGUGCCAGGGUGUGGGUCCCGACGACACCCCUUGGGACACGCGCAGCGAGCGCAUCGUGGGGGGCCAGGACGCCACGCCGUGCGAGUGGAAGUGGCAGGUAUCCCUGCAGACGUUGUCGGGAUUUCCCUUCUGCGGCGGCACGCUCAUCGCCGAGAAAUGGGUCAUGACAGCCGCCCAUUGCAUGGGUAGCACUUUCAAGGUGGUGGCGGGCCUCCACAGCCAAUCCACAACAGAUUCGACCCAGGUGGAUCUGCAGGUGCACAAAGUGCAUUCGCACCCGUUUUAUAGCUCCUCAACGUCUUCUCACGAUUUCGCCUUGGUGGAGUUGGUGGAGGCAGCACCCUUGAACGACUGUAUCGGCCCAGCCUGCUUGCCAAGCGAGCGCAUCGCUGACGGUGAGGAGUGCAUCAUCACUGGCUGGGGGACCCUCUCCUCCGGAGGGUCCUCCCCCGACUUGCUGCAGGAGGCGCAUGUGAAGAUCGUGAGCAACUCGGACUGCGGCUCUGCGUACGGCAGUGGGAUGAUCACCGACGACAUGUUGUGCGCGCAGGGCGUCAACAGCGCCGGGCAAGUCACCGACGCCUGCCAAGGGGACAGCGGAGGGCCGCUGGUGUGCGCUUCUGGCGGUGCUGCUUACGUCCUUCACGGGGCCACGUCGUGGGGCUAUGGGUGUGCCAUGCAGUCGUACCCGGGAGUUUGGUCUCGAGUUAGCUACGUACGUGACUGGAUCGAUGAAGUGAUGGGGAUGACGCAGCCCCCGACGCCAGCGCCUCCACCAACUUCGGCUUCCCCUGCGACGCCUGCCCCGCCGCCGACGCCAGCUUCUCAGCACAUGUGGGCGGCAGUCACGGGACCGUGCACGCUCGAUGGCUCUUGCGUACAGAGCCCCAACUACCCGCAGGACUACAACAACGGUGAGGCGUGCGCCUUGGAGAUCGACUUGGGGAUGGCAGUGCCGAUCGUGGUGGAGAGCUUCGACACAGAAACAUACUUCGACACGCUCACGGUCAACGGGCUGACUUAUUCUGGUUCUGUCGGUCCGAGCGGGAUCACCCCGACGGCGGACAUCUUCUGGUCCUCCGACUUCGUCAUUGUCAGCAGUGGCUGGAGGCCAGCGCCCGUGUGUGGAGCAAAGGGUCCCGACAACACCCCUUGGGACACGCGCAGCGAGCGCAUCGUGGGGGGCCAGGACGCCACGCCGUGCGAGUGGAAGUGGCAGGUAUCCCUGCAGACGUUGUCGGGCUUUCCCUUCUGCGGCGGCACGCUCAUCGCCGAGAAAUGGGUCAUGACAGCCGCCCAUUGCAUGGGUAGCACUUUCAAGGUGGUGGCGGGCCUCCACAGCCAAUCCACAACAGACUCGACCCAGGUGGAUCUGCAGGUGCACCAAGUACAUUCGCAUCCAUGGUAUAGCUCCUCGGCAUCUUCUUACGAUUUCGCUUUGGUGGAGUUGGUGGAGGCACCCUUGAACGACUGUAUCGGCUCAGCAUGUUUGCCAAGCGAGGACAUCGAUGACGGUGAGGAGUGCAUCAUCACUGGCUGGGGGACCCUCUCCUCUGGAGGGUCCUCCCCAGACCUGCUGCAGGAGGCGCAUGUGAAGAUCGUGAGCAACUCGGACUGCGGCGCUGCGUACGGCAGUGGGAUGAUCACCGACGACAUGUUGUGCGCACAGGGCGUCAACAGCGCCGGGCAAGUCACCGACGCCUGCCAAGGGGACAGCGGAGGGCCGCUGGUGUGCGCUUCUGGCGGUGCUGCUUACGUGCUUCACGGAGCCACGUCGUGGGGCUACGGGUGUGCCAUGCAGUCGUACCCGGGAGUUUGGUCUCGAGUUAGCUACGUACGUAAUUGGAUCGACGAAGUGAUGGGGAUGACGCAGUCCCCGACGCCAGUGCCUCCGCCAACUUGGGCUCCCCCUGCGACGCCUGCCCCGCCGCCGACGCCAGCUCCUCAGCACAUGUGGGCGGCAGUCACGGGACCGUGCACUCUGGACGGCACGUGUGUCCAGAGCCCCAACUACCCGCAGGACUACAACAACGAUGAGGCGUGCGUCUUGGAGGUCGACUUGGGGAUGGCAGCUCCGAUCGUGGUGGAGAGUUUCGACACGGAGUCGUAUUUCGACACGCUCACGGUCAAUGGGCUGGCUUAUUCUGGUUCUGUCGGCCCCAGCGGGAUCACCCCGACAGCGGACAUCUUCUGGUCCUCCGACUUCAGUGGUCCCGACGACACCCCUUGGGACACGCGCAGCGAGCGCAUUGUGGGGGGCCAGGACGCCACGCCGUGCGAGUGGAAGUGGCAGGUCUCCCUGCAGACGUUGUCGGGCUUUCCCUUCUGCGGCGGCACGCUCAUCGCCGAGAAAUGGGUCAUGACAGCCGCCCACUGCAUGGGUAGCACUUUCAAGGUGGUGGCGGGCCUCCACAGCCGAUCCACAACAGACUCGACACAGGUGGAUCUGCAGGAGGCGCAUGUGAAGAUCGUGAGCAACUCGGACUGCAGCGCUGCGUACGGCAGUGGGAUGAUCACCGACGACAUGUUGUGCGCACAGGGCGUCAACAGCGCCGGGCAAGUCACCGACGCCUGCCAAGGGGACAGCGGAGGGCCGCUGGUGUGCGCUUCUGGCGGUGCUGCUUACGUCCUUCACGGAGCCACGUCGUGGGGCUACGGGUGUGCCAUGCAGUCGUACCCGGGAGUUUGGUCUCGAGUUAGCUACGUACGUAAUUGGAUCGACGAAGUGAUGGGGAUGACGCAGUCCCCGACGCCAGUGCCUCCGCCAACUUGGGCUCCCCCUGCGACGCCUGCCCCGCCGCCGACGCCAGCUCCUCAGCACAUGUGGGCGGCAGUCACGGGACCGUGCACUCUGGACGGCACGUGUGUCCAGAGCCCCAACUACCCGCAGGACUACAACAACGAUGAGGCGUGCGUCAUGGAGGUCGACUUGGGGAUGGCAGCUCCGAUCGUGGUGGAGAGUUUCGACACGGAGUCGUAUUUCGACACGCUCACGGUCAAUGGGCUGGCUUAUUCUGGUUCUGUCGGUCCCAGCGGGAUCACCCCGACAGCGGACAUCUUCUGGUCCUCCGACUUCAGUGGUCCCGACGCCACCCCCUGGGAUACGCGCAGCGAGCGCAUUGUGGGGGGCCAGGACGCCACGCCGUGCGAGUGGAAGUGGCAGGUCUCUCUGCAGACGUUGUCGGGCUUUCCCUUCUGCGGCGGCACGCUCAUCGCCGAGAAAUGGGUCAUGACAGCCGCCCAUUGCAUGGGUAGCACUUUCAAGGUGGUGGCGGGCCUCCACAGCCAAUCCACAACAGAUUCGACACAGGUGGAUCUGCAGGAGGCGCAUGUGAAGAUCGUGAGCAACUCGGACUGCGGCGCUGCGUACGGCAGUGGGAUGAUCACCGACGACAUGUUGUGCGCGCAGGGCGUCAACAGCGCCGGGCAAGUCACCGACGCCUGCCAAGGGGACAGCGGAGGGCCGCUGGUGUGCGCUUCUGGCGGUGCUGCUUACGUCCUUCACGGGGCCACGUCGUGGGGCUAUGGGUGUGCCAUGCAGUCGUACCCGGGAGUUUGGUCUCGAGUUAGCUACGUACGUGACUGGAUCGACGAAGUGAUGGGGACGACGCAGCCCCCGACGCCAGCGCCUCCACCAACUUCGGCUCCCCCUGCGACGCCUGCCCCGCCGCCGACGCCAGCUUCUCAGCACAUGUGGGCGGCAGUCACGGGACCGUGCACGCUCGAUGGCUCUUGCGUGCAGAGCCCCAACUACCCGCAGGACUACAACAACGGUGAGGCGUGCGCCUUGGAGGUCGACUUGGGGAUGGCGGCGCCGAUCGUGGUGGAGAGCUUCGACACGGAGUCGUAUUUCGACACGCUCACGGUCAAUGGGCUGGCUUAUUCUGGUUCUGUCGGCCCGAGCGGGAUCACCCCGACGGCGGACAUCUUCUGGUCCUCCGACUUCGUCAUUGUCAGCAGUGGCUGGAGGCUGUGCCAGGGUGUGGGUCCCGACGACACCCCUUGGGACACGCGCAGCGAGCGCAUCGUGGGGGGCCAGGACGCCACGCCGUGCGAGUGGAAGUGGCAGGUAUCCCUGCAGACGUUGUCGGGAUUUCCCUUCUGCGGCGGCACGCUCAUCGCCGAGAAAUGGGUCAUGACAGCCGCCCAUUGCAUGGGUAGCACUUUCAAGGUGGUGGCGGGCCUCCACAGCCAAUCCACAACAGAUUCGACCCAGGUGGAUCUGCAGGCGCAUGUGAAGAUCGUGAGCAACUCGGACUGCGGCGCUGCGUACGGCAGUGGGAUGAUCACCGACGACAUGUUGUGCGCGCAGGGCGUCAACAGCGCCGGGCAAGUCACCGACGCCUGCCAAGGGGACAGCGGAGGGCCGCUGGUGUGCGCUUCUGGCGGUGCUGCUUACGUCCUUCACGGGGCCACGUCGUGGGGCUAUGGGUGUGCCAUGCAGUCGUACCCGGGAGUUUGGUCUCGAGUUAGCUACGUACGUGACUGGAUCGAUGAAGUGAUGGGGACGACGCAGCCCCCGACGCCAGCGCCUCCACCAACUUCGGCUCCCCCUGCGACGCCUGCCCCGCCGCCGACGCCAGCUUCUCAGCACAUGUGGGCGGCAGUCACGGGACCGUGCACGCUCGAUGGCUCUUGCGUGCAGAGCCCCAACUACCCGCAGGACUACAACAACGGUGAGGCGUGCGCCUUGGAGGUCGACUUGGGGAUGGCGGCGCCGAUCGUGGUGGAGAGCUUCGACACGGAGUCGUAUUUCGACACGCUCACGGUCAAUGGGCUGGCUUAUUCUGGUUCUGUUGGCCCGAGCGGGAUCACCCCGACGGCGGACAUCUUCUGGUCCUCCGACUUCGUCAUUGUCAGCAGUGGCUGGAGGCUGUGCCAGGGUGUGGCGCCCACGCCAGCGCCACCAACUCCGGCACCCGCUCCGACUCCAGCGCCGCCUCCAACGCCUGCGCCGCCGCCGACGCCAGCGCCAGUGUGUGGAGCAAAGGGUCCCGACGACACCCCUUGGGACACGCGCAGCGAGCGCAUCGUGGGGGGCCAGGACGCCACGCCGUGCGAGUGGAAGUGGCAGGUCUCCCUGCAGACGUCCUCGGGCUUUCACUUCUGCGGCGGCACGCUCAUCGCCGAGAAAUGGGUCAUGACAGCCGCCCAUUGCAUGGGUAGCACUUUCAAGGUGGUGGCGGGCCUCCACAGCCAAUCCGCAGCGGACUCGACCCAGGUGGAUCUGCAGGUGCAUCAAGUGCAUUCGCACCCGUUUUAUAGCUCUUCUGGAUUUGCCUGGGACUUCGCCCUUUUGGAACUGGCCGAGGCUGCGCCCUUGGAUAACUGCAUCGGCGUGGCGUGCUUGCCGAGCGAGGACGUCACUGGUGGCGAAGAGUGCUUCACCACAGGCUGGGGGAGGACAUUCUACGAAGGCCCCACCCCAGACUUGUUGCAGGAGGCGGCUGUGACAAUAAUCAGCAGCUCGGAGUGCGACGCAGCCUUAACCAGCUCGAGCGUUACGUUCACCGACGACAUGUUGUGCGCGCAGGGGCGUCAACAGCGCCGGGCAAGUCACCGACGCCUGCCAAGGGGACAGCGGAGGGCCGCUGGUGUGCGCUUCUGGCGGUGCUGCUUACGUCCUUCACGGAGCCACGUCGUGGGGCUACGGGUGUGCCAUGCAAUCGUACCCGGGAGUUUGGUCUCGAGUUAG